AUGUCUUCCUCAAACAAAAUUGCUUACCAUGCUCGCUCUAUCAGUUUGCCCACCAGAUCUAACCCACUCGCUGCUGCAGUUGAGACACAAUUGUGCAAACUGAGAUCUUCAGAUCUCACCUCAUCCAUCUCCAACAACUUGGUUGGUCUAACGGACUUGUACGAAUGUGUUGAGGAUUUCCUUUCCACCGAAGAUGAAAAAUGCUUAGAUGCAGUCUUGGACAGAUCUGUCAUGUUGUUAGAUGUUUGUGCAACUAUUAAGGAUGUUUUGUCUAUGAUGAAGCAAACUGCCCAGGAUCUUCAAUCAUCUAUUCGAAGGCGAUCCAAUGAAUUUGAUGCAUACAUGAUCUCAAGAAAGAAAGUCUGCAAAAUUAUCCAAAAAUGCCUUUCAGAUCUUCAGAAAAACACCAACAAGAACAAUGAUGCUGUCGCCGAUAUCCUAACAGAAGUUGAAGCAACAACUCUUGCAGUUUUUGAAUCUGUCUUGUCUUUCCUAUCUGCACCAAAGCAAAGGUCACUAGUCUCAAAGUUGACCAACAAAAGUGCAACCCAACAAGUUGUCAAUGAAGUAACCAAGGUAGAUGUCGCAUUGAAAUCCAAAGUCAUUGAAGCAAAAGAAGUCCAGAAGGCAUUGGCUGCCCUUGAGAUGAGCCUUCAAGAUCUUGAAGAUGGAUUAGAAUCUGUCUUUAGGUGUCUGAUCAAGAACCGAUUUUCACUUCUUAACAUUCUUAACCAAUAG
Messenger RNA from Papaver somniferum (opium poppy), 738 nucleotides. RefSeq lists its product as uncharacterized. Gene Ontology annotation, biological process: root development; shoot system development. The record is from RefSeq and is a predicted model, not a curated record. The coding region runs from base 1 to 738 and encodes 245 amino acids. Lineage: Eukaryota; Viridiplantae; Streptophyta; Magnoliopsida; Ranunculales; Papaveraceae. The transcript has a single exon.